Cordyceps fumosorosea ARSEF 2679 is the source of this 5046-nucleotide messenger RNA. RefSeq names its product clathrin heavy chain. The record is from RefSeq and is a predicted model, not a curated record. Gene Ontology annotation, biological process: Golgi to endosome transport; intracellular protein transport; receptor-mediated endocytosis. Gene Ontology annotation, molecular function: structural molecule activity; clathrin light chain binding. The coding region runs from base 1 to 5046 and encodes 1681 amino acids. NCBI's taxonomy places the organism in Eukaryota, Fungi, Ascomycota, Sordariomycetes, Hypocreales, Cordycipitaceae. Gene Ontology annotation, cellular component: clathrin complex; clathrin coat of trans-Golgi network vesicle; clathrin coat of coated pit. The transcript is spliced from 3 exons.
AUGGCGCCCCUACCCAUCAAGUUUCAGGAGCUCGUCCAGCUCGGCAGUGUCGGCGUUGACGCGCAAUCGAUUGGCUUCAACUCCUGCACUCUCGAAUCCGACUCCUACAUUUGCAUCCGAGAACAAAAGACAGAGGGUGCCUCACCAGAGGUCGUCAUUGUCGAGCUCAAAAAUGGCAACAACGUCACACGUCGGCCCAUCAAGGCCGACAGCGCCAUCAUGCAUUGGAGCAAGAACAUUAUUGCCCUAAAGGCGCAGUCCAGAACGCUACAGAUCUUCGACCUCGAGCAGAAGAAGAAGCUCAAGUCCUUCACCAUGAACGAAGACGUACAGUUCUGGAGAUGGGUCAGCGACAGCACUCUUGGUCUUGUCACCACUACCAGUGUAUUCCACUGGGACAUCACCGAUGCUGCCCAGGAGAGCCCUGUAAAGGUGUUUGAGCGUAAUGCCAAUCUCAAUGGCUGCCAGAUCAUCAACUACCGCGUUAACAGCGACGGCAAGUGGAUGGUCGUCGUCGGCAUCUCCCAGCAGCAGGGCCGUGUCGUCGGCGCUAUGCAACUGUAUUCCAAGGACCGUGGCAUUAGCCAGGCCAUCGAGGGCCACGCCGCCUCCUUCGGCACGCUUCGCCUCGAGGGCGCUCCUCAAGAUACCAAACUCUUCAGCUUCGCCGUGCGCACUGCCACGGGCGCCAAGCUCCACGUUGUCGAGGUCGACCACGCCGAUUCGAAUCCUGUUUUUCAGAAAAAGGCCGUCGACAUUUUCUUUCCUCCAGAGGCCACCAACGAUUUCCCCGUCGCCCUUCAAAUCUCGCAGAAAUAUGGUGUUGUCUACAUGGUCACCAAGUACGGCUUUAUCCAUCUCUACGAUCUGGAGACAGCCACUCUCAUCUUCAUGAACCGCAUCUCAAGUGAAACCAUAUUCACAACGUGCGCGGACAGUGCCUCGGCUGGUCUCGUGGGCAUCAAUCGCAAGGGUCAAGUGCUCUCGGUGAUCGUCGAUGAGACCACCGUUAUUCCCUACCUUCUGGAUAAUCCCGCCAAUACCGAGAUUGCCAUCAAGCUGGCUUCACGAGCUGGUCUACCUGGUGCCGAUAACCUCUACGCCAGACAGUUUGACCAGCUCUUCAAUGCCGGUAACUACCAGGAGGCUGCCAAGAUUGCCGCCAACUCGCCUCGUGGUUUCCUGCGAACCGCAGAGACCAUCGAAAAAUUCAAGCGUCUUCCUACCCAACCCGGCCAAAUGGCCUUCACCCUCCAGUACUUCGGUAUGCUGCUCGACAAGGGUACUCUCAACGAGCACGAGACGAUCGAGCUGGCGCAGCCCGUGCUGCAGCAAAACCGCAAGCACCUCCUCGAGAAAUGGCUUGGCGAGAACAAGCUCGACUGCUCCGAACGACUCGGCGACAUGGUUCGGCCGUACGACGUCAACAUGGCCCUGACCAUCUACCUCAAGGCCAAUGUGCCCCAAAAAGUCGUUGCUGGAUUUGCCGAGACCGGGCAGUUUGACAAGAUUCUUCCUUACUCUGCGCAGACCGGCUACAAGCCGGACUACAUCCAGCUACUUCAGCACAUCAUCCGUGUCAACCCGGAGAAGGGCGCCGAGUUUGCCACUGCUCUCGCUAACAGCGAUCAGGGCCCUCUUGUCGACUUUGAGCGCGUUUGUGACAUCUUCCAGUCCCAGGGCAUGGUUCAACAGGCCACGGCUUUCCUCCUUGAUGCCCUCAAGGACAACAAGCCCGAACACGCGCGUCUCCAGACCAGACUCUUGGAGAUGAAUUUGAUGCACGCUCCUCAGGUCGCUGAGGCUAUCCUGGGCAACGACAUGUUCACCCACUUUGACAAGGGCCGCAUCGCCCAGCUUUGCGAGCAGGCCGGCCUUCCGCAAAAGGCCCUGGAGCUCUACGAGGACCCCGAGGCCAUCAAGCGUGUCAUCGUCAACAUCCCCGGCAGCCCCAACUUCAACCCCGAGUGGCUCUCUGGCUUCUUUGGCAAGCUCUCUGUUGAGCAGUCCCUAGACUGUCUCGAUGCGAUGAUGAAGGCCAACAUCCGCCAGAACCUGCAGUCCGUCGUCAACAUCGCCACCAAGUACUCUGAGCUUCUUGGACCUGUCCGUCUUAUUGACCUCUUUGAGAAGUACAAGACUUCUGAGGGUCUUUUCUACUACCUGGGAAGCAUUGUGAACCUAUCUGAGGACCCCGAUGUGCACUUCAAGUACAUUGAGGCUGCCACUAAGAUGGGCCAGUUCAACGAGGUUGAGCGCAUCUGCCGUGAUAGCAACAGCUACAACCCCGAGAAGGUGAAGAACUUCCUCAAGGAGGCCAAGCUUCCCGAGCAACUUCCUCUUAUCAUUGUCUGCGACCGGUUCAACUUCGUUCACGACCUCAUCCUGUUUCUGUACCAGAACAAGCAGUUCCAGGCUAUCGAAGCAUACGUCCAACGUGUCAACCCUUCGCGAACCCCCGCCGUUGUUGGUGGGCUGCUCGAUGUCGACUGUGAGGAGAACAUCAUCAAGCAGCUUCUCAGCACCGUCAACGCGCAGGAGAUCAGCAUUGAUGAGCUUGUUUCCGAAGUUGAGUCUCGCAAUCGUCUCAAGCUCCUACUGCCCUUCCUCGAGGCCACUCUUCAGGCGGGCAACCAACAGCAGGCCGUUUUCAACGCUCUCGCCAAGAUCUACAUCGACUCAAACAACAACCCUGAGAAGUUUCUGAAAGAGAACGACCAAUACGACACUCUCACAGUCGGUAAAUACUGCGAGAAGCGUGAUCCCAACCUUGCCUACAUUGCCUACUCCAAGGGCCAGAAUGACCUCGAGCUCGUCAACAUUACCAAUGAGAACUCCAUGUACCGCGCCCAGGCUCGUUACCUGCUCGAGCGUUCCGAUAAUGAGCUGUGGAACUUCGUCCUAAGCGAGAACAACAUUCACCGACGCUCUGUUGUCGACCAGGUCACUGCCACUGCUGUUCCUGAGUCUACGGACCCUGCAAAGGUCUCUGUUGCUGUCGCUGCGCUACUUGAAAAUGAUCUGCCACUCGAGCUCAUUGAGCUGCUCGAGAAGAUCGUUCUCGAGCCUUCUCCCUUCAGCGACAACCAGAACCUCCAGAACCUUCUUUUGUUCACCGCCGCCAAGGCCGACAAGGGCCGUGUCAUGGACUACAUUCACAAGCUUGACGGCUACAACGCUGACGAGAUCGCCACCUCCUGCAUUGACGUUGGCCUCCACGAAGAGGCUUUCGAGAUUUACAAGAAGGCCGACAACAAGUCUGAGGCUGUCAACGUUCUUGUUGAGCACGUCGUGAGCAUUGACCGCGCCCAAGCUUAUGCUGAGGAGGUUGACCUGCCUGAAGUCUGGAGCAAGGUCGCCAAAGCCCAGCUGGAUGGUCUGCGUGUCACUGAUGGUAUUGAUUCUUACAUCAAAGCUGAGGACCCUUCCAACUACAACGAAGUUAUCGAGAUUGCUACCCAUGCUGGCAAGAAUGAGGACCUUGUCCGCUUCCUUCGCAUGGCUCGCAAGACUCUGCGUGAGCCUGUUAUUGAUACCGCUCUCGCAUUCUCGUACGCUCGACUUGACCAGCUGUCCGAGCUCGAGGACUUCCUUCGUGCCACCAACGUCGCCAAUAUUGAAGAGUCUGGUGAUAAGGCCUACAAUGAGGGGCUCUAUGAGGCAUCCAAGAUUUUCUUCAGCAGUAUCUCGAACUGGGCCAAGCUCGCCACUACCCUCGUCCACCUCGAGGAUUACCAAGCCGCUGUUGAUUGCGCGCGUAAGGCCAACAACAUCAAGGUCUGGAAGCAGGUACAUGGCGCUUGCGUAACCAAGAAGGAAUUCCGCCUUGCGCAGAUCUGCGGUCUGAACCUCAUCGUCGAUGCCGAACAGCUGCAGGAGCUUGUCAAGGACUACGAAUAUAACGGCUACUUUGAUGAGCUCAUCAGCCUCCUCGAGCAGGGCCUGGGUCUUGAGCGCGCGCACAUGGGCAUGUUCACCGAACUUGGUAUUGCCUUGUCCAAGUAUCAUCCCGAGCGCCUGAUGGAGCACAUCAAGAUCUUCUGGUCCAGAAUGAACAUGCCUAAGAUGAUCCGCGCGUGCGAGGAAGCCAACCUGUGGCCCGAAUUGGUCUUCUGCUACUAUCACUAUGACGAGUUUGACAAUGCUGCCCUUGCUGUCAUUGAACGUCCUGAGAACUCCUGGGAUCAUCAGCAGUUCAAGGAGAUCGUUGUCAAGGUUGCCAACUUGGAAAUUUACUACCGUGCCAUCAAGUUCUACGUCGAGCAGCACCCCUCGUUGCUGACGGACCUGCUUGCUGCCCUGACGGCCCGUGUCGAUGUUAACCGCGUGGUCAAGAUGUUCCAGAAGAACGACAGCCUGCCACUUAUCAAGCCCUUCCUGCUGAACGUGCAGAGUCAAAACAAGCGCACUGUCAACGAGGCUGUCAAUGACCUGCUCAUCGAGGAAGAAGACUACAAGACGCUUCGUGACUCGGUCCAGAACUACGAUAAUUACGACGCCGUCGAUCUGGCUGGCCGCCUCGAGAAACAUGAUCUGAUUUUCUUCCGCCAGAUCGCUGCUAGCAUCUACCGCAAAAACAAGCGCUGGGAGAAAUCCAUUGCUUUAUCCAAGCAAGAUAAGUUGUUCAAGGAUGCCAUUGAAACCGCUGCCAUUUCCGCCAAGGCCGACAUUGUGGAGGAUCUCCUUCGCUACUUUGUCGACAUUGGUCACCGCGAGUGCUAUACUGGCAUGCUGUAUUCUUGCAACGAGCUCAUCCGGCCCGACGUUGUUCUCGAGCUGUCAUGGCGCCAUGGCCUCAACGACUUCACCAUGCCCUACAUGAUUAACAUGCUCGCCCAGCAGACCAAGAAGAUUGCACUUCUCGAGGCUGACAAUGAGGCUCGCAAGGCCAAGGAACAGGAGCAAACAAAGACAGAAGAUAAUACUCCCAUCCUUGGUGCUGGCCGCCUGAUGAUCACUGCCGGCCCUGGAGGCGCCGCUUCACCUGCUCCUGGCUAUGGCCAAGGAAAUGGCUUCGCUCCCCAGCCUACCGGCUACGGAUUUUAA